GGGAACGCAUGAGAGGAUUCAGUCUACAGAACAAUUAGAUCGAUUCUAGCUCAGUGCUAGAUGAAUUACAAUUUUCGGCUAAAAUCCCUACCACGAUGACUGCGUAACUUUGAGUCGUCGAGACGAACGCGUGCUAAAUAAUGAUACGUAUUUUCUACCACGAUAAAAUCGUCAAACUGUUGUACAGUCGAUCGUGUAAUUUUUGAAACAGUUCAACUGAUCGUUUUAUCGAAAUGGGUGCGAUCGUCGAACUGUUACUGUUCACCACUGUUCUAUGUACGAGUGUUGGUGGAGUGCAAGGCGAGUGCAGGCAUGUGAUGAACGACGACAUGAUAGAAUACACCUGCGAGGGUGGACGACUUUCCGACUUGAACGAUCUUCCCGAGUCAACUGGAAAAAUUCGAAUCACUAACAUGCCAAUUUCAAGGAUAACUACGAACACUUUCUCCAGAUUCGGUCAAGAUUUAUGGGUCCUUAGUUGUUCCCAAUGUCAGAUAAGGGACAUCGAUCCAGGUGCUUUCCAGCGCUUGAACAAUCUCCAGCAGCUAAGUCUAGACAAUAAUUACUUAACCACCGUCAGAGAAUCCUGGUUCAGAGGCCUGGAUUAUUUAACGUACUUGGACUUAAAUUACAAUUACAUAGAAUCCAUCGAGGAUGGGGUGUUCAGGAAUCUACCCAGUCUGAUUGAUUUAAGACUAUCUGGUAAUCGAUUGGAAUGUUUGAAUCUGGAAGCUAUGACGAAUUUGAGAGACUUGAAGAGAAUAUUCCUCGGUGAAAACUCCGAAUUCAAGUGUCCCAAUGCCGUCAGCGCGUUCCUUGAAAGGCGUGGAGUGAUAUUUGACAGGGAUCCGGAAUGGAGUAAAAUUCCCAACGACUUGAUCCCAGCGAUACCAUUUGGCUACGAUAUCGACGAGUAUACCACUCCGGAGCAAACCAUGGCAUUGCCUACCCAUCGCCAGAGACUACAUCCAACAUCAGCGACACCACCACCUCAGCCCAUGGAAUCCACAGCAACAUACGUACCACCAAAAUUCCAUACCACCGAAGAAGUAAUCUAUCGUCCAGUGUACACUCCAGAUUGGAGAACAACUCCAAGACCAACGACUGAAGUCUACGAAGAGAGGGAACACUCCAGCACGCCCAGCCCCUAUUACGAUGAUGUAGCGAGGCCCUACGUUCCCCCAAGGACCAUCGCCCCAAUAGACACGUACGAAACAACAAAGUACGAAACUCAGGAUGCAACAACCUUAAGAUCUUGGCCGACAUUCCCGGAAUCCACCAGUGCUAGACCCGAAUACCCGCUUUAUCCACCCCAUGAGAACGAGGACAGGGACUACGAUGAGCAAUAUUAUUCGAGCGAAGCGACCAACUCGUUCCCUUUGGCACCUAGCCCACCUGAUCGUCACGAAACACCGCCUUUCGUGGAAUCUGAUGCAGAGCGGACAACCGUCCCAUAUACGGAUUGGUACGACAGGAAUACCGUACCAUCGUACCCAGCUAUAUACAAUAGGCCACCGGAGUACCGCGUCCCACCGACAAGUGAAUCGCCUCCGACUCAUAUCGUCCAACCAUUGCCUCCUAUGUCGCCAGAAAUGGUGCAGCCAGCCUCGCCAGAUAACACGUUUCAAGCACCCUAUUACGAGCACACGAUUACCGUUCAUACUCCACCAUUGGUUGCCAAUCAACCGUCUCUGGAAGAAAUGACUCCAGUUAUGAUACCAAUUGAAACGACCACCGAUAAACCGUUGCCCAAUUGCCCGACCAGCAAUUUAUCUUCCUCGAGCCAGGGCUCCCUAGGGACGAUCCUCGUCUCCUUUCUUCUGAUCACUAUCGGUCGCAUCCUCGUGGAGGGAUUUUAGCUAAAAAAAACAAUAAUCUUACCUUACAAACUAACGUUAAUCUAUUAACGAAACAGUGCGGGCACGUAUGUCCUGGAGUGACGGUAAAUGGAUUUAAUCAUAGACAUUGGACGAUCAAAGUGUAGCUAUACGAUUUCGUCGUUUUCUUCUCUCCGCAUGGUGUUGAAUCGAUCACGAAGACUAUGGUAAUCAUCGGUUGUAAGCUCGCGAACCAAACGGACCGUUGGUUCUUAAGAAGCACCGAGGAGCCUGUUGAACCCAAAGUUGGGCCAGGGAAGCACAGGAAGCUGAACGUCUAGAAAAGAUGCUGAAGAUCGAAAACGAAGAAAACGCAGCUGCAAAUAAUCUAGCUUUG
This is a messenger RNA of Osmia bicornis bicornis, 2214 nucleotides long. RefSeq names its product vasorin. Gene Ontology annotation, molecular function: protein binding. The coding region runs from base 234 to 1859 and encodes 541 amino acids. The transcript has 2 exons. The record is from RefSeq and is a predicted model, not a curated record. NCBI's taxonomy places the organism in Eukaryota, Metazoa, Arthropoda, Insecta, Hymenoptera, Megachilidae.